UUGGCACACUUUCCAAGGACAGACAGCCCAGACGUGCAGAUAAAGCAGGAGCCCUGAGCUCUUCUGUAUCUGACUGCCAGAGAUAAGUGCUCGUGUUAUAUGCUGCAGAACUGGUGAUCUGUGACAGAACUGUCUCUGAAUCUAUAUUGUGACUCCUGACUAGUUAUCAUUUUAUUCACCAUGUUAACGAUCUGUUCUGAUACCAUACAUGAAAUACUGUUGAGCAAACAUACAACUAGUGUUAUAGACACGCAUGACAUGUCUUGAGAAAGCUCCGCCCACUGUGUGAGGCCAUGCAGUCAAGCAGGAAAUGCAGCUUAUUGUUUUUGUCUUCCUGAAAGGAGAAACAGAGACAGACGGUAAGGAUUCUAAUCACACAGUAAAAUAUCACUUCCAACUAAUGAAGACAGCUCCGUGAGGGAACACUGUGAACACUGGGAUAACUGGAAAAUAGGAAUACUUGCAAUUCCUGUCAACUGCUGCAGUUUGCUCUGCUUUAUGAUCUGAAAGAGCUGCGACAGAAAGUGAAAGCAACUGUCAGAGAAUCUUCCGGACUGACUGACUUCACUUUUAUUUUUUGCUGUGUUUUCAGCUUCAUUCACAGGCAAAAUGUCGCUCAGAUCAGAAGAGGAUUUCUUAUGUCCUGUCUGCCAUGAAGUCUUCACAGACCCUGUUGUUCUGUCAUGCAGCCACAGCUUCUGCAAAGACUGCCUCCAAAAAUGGUGGAGGGGGAAGAAAACAUACGAUUGUCCGUGUUGCAAGAGAAGAUCCUCAAAGAGUGAUCCCCCUCGUAAUUUGGCAUUAAAGAACCUGUGCGAGGCCUUUUUAGCGGAGAGAGGCGACAGAGGCGACAGAGGCGACAGAGGCCGAAGAGUUUCAGAAGGGUCCGAGUCACUCUGCAGUCUGCACUCUGAGAAACUCAAAAUCUUCUGUCUGGACCACCAGCAGCCAAUAUGUGUGAUCUGUCGAGACUCAAAAAUGCAUAGCAACCACAGAUUCAGACCCAUCGAUGAGGCUGCACAGGAUCUCAAAGAGGAGCUCCAGAAAUCCCUGAAGCCCUUAAAGGAGAAACUGCAGGUCUUUGAAGAUGUUAAAGGAAGCUAUGAUCAAAUAGUGAAACACAUCAAAGUCCAAGCCCAAAGCACAGAGAGGGAGAUUAAGGAGCAGUUUAAGAAUCUUCACCAGUUUUUGCACGAUGAAGAGAAGGUGAGGAUUGCUAACCUGAAGGAGGAUGAGGUGCAGAAGACUAAGAUAAUGAAGGAGGAGGUUGAGAGUCUGAGCAGAGAAAUAGCAGCUCUUUCUAGCACAAUCAGAGCCACAGAGAGGGAGCUCAAAGCUGAAGACAUCUCAUUCCUGCAAAACUACAAGGCUGCAGUUAAAAAAGCCCAGCAGCACCCCCUGCUGCAAGAUCCAGAGCUGGCUUCAGGAGUGCUCAUAGAUGUGGCCAAACACCUGGGCAACCUGACCUUCAAUGUCUGGAACAAAAUGAAAGAGAAGGUCUUCUACAGUCCUGUGAUUCUUGAUCCAAACACUGCCGACCCAGAACUUGUUGUAUUCGAUAAUCUGAGCAGCGUGAAAUCAGGAGAGCGGAAACCACUUCCCCAAAACCCGGAGAGAACCAAGUUCUCCUGCUCUGUUCUCGGCUCUAAAGGCUUCAACUCAGGGACACAUGAGUGGGAUGUUGAUGUUGGAAACAACAAGGACUGGGAACUGGGCGUGUUGAGCGAGUACUCCCAGGUCAGUGGGCGUCUUCAGUCAGGACUGUGGAGAAUUUUGUUCUCUAAUGGUAAAUUCUCAGCAUUUUCAUCACCAGACACUGAGAAGGAUCUACCAGUGAAGAAGGAAGUGCGGAGGAUCAGAGUCCAUCUGGACUUUGACAGAGGAAAGUUGUCGUUCUCUGAUCUCGACACUAAUGCCCACAUGCACACCUUCACACACAGCUUCUCUGACACCCUGUUUCCUUACAUUUACACUGAGAAUCCUCAACCAGUGAAGAUUUUACCAGUGAAGGUCACUGUGACAGUGGAAAAGAACACUUAGAGUGAUGCAUAUCAUCAUAAAGUUGGGAAAUAUGACAAAACUGUGAGACAAAAUUUGUUAAUUGUUUAGGAACGUAGAGCAACUUUAAUAUUAACGGCGCAAAUAUUAGACAAGUGUACAAGCUGGUGAAUAUAAAAGACUGCUGCAAUGGUGGUACUCUCAUAUAUUUAUUGGUUUUAUUUGUACCUCAAUAUACAUAAAAUCAAAAGCUACUCGAUAGUCUACAAUGGAACAUUUAGGUCAGGAUUUAUGGUUGUUUUGUAGAAAUAUGGUCUCAUUUCUAUUUCGCCUAAGUUGCCCUGUUAUAGUUCGUUGUUCAUUAGAUUCCCCUUUUGUCUUCAACCCUGUGUCUCAUGUUUACGUCUUUCAGUGUUUCCUGUUUUAUUUUGAAGAGUCAGCUGUCUCCAUGUUCAAUGUGUUUUGUUUUACUUCCCCUGUGGUGUCAUUAUGUUCCUUUUUGUCAGCUGUUUCCCCACUUCCCUCAUUAGCCUCCUCUGUGCCUUCAUUCAGUCUUUGUCGGGUUGUCUGUGUUACUUUCACGAUGUCAUGUCACGCCAAGGUAUUUCGUGAUUCAGCUCAGGUCAUGCUCACGUUCCAUGUUCCUGUUUUUUCCUCGCUUUUUGCAUGCUCCUGCCCUGAAUCGUGUUCAUGUCUUUCGUUGCAGUUGUCGUAGUUUAGUUUCUUCCAGUUUAGGUUUUAGUUUAGUUUAGUUUUCAUUCCUGUUCACUUUACCGCAGGCUUGGCCAACUCCAGGCCUCGAGGGCCGGUGUCCCUCAGGUUUUAGAUGUCAUCCUGGGUCUGCACACCUGAAUCAAAUGAUUAGUUCAUAACCAGGCCUCUGGAGAACAUGUUGAGGAGGUCAUUUAGCCAUUUAAAUCAGCUGUCUUGGAUCAAGGACACAUCUAAAACCUGUAGGACACCAGCCCUUAAGGCCUGGGUUUGGACACCGCUGCUUUUCUGUGUUUUUUGUACUCAUGUACAUGUUACUCAUGCUCGCUUUUUUAUUAUUCGAGUUACCUUUUUACGCUCCGUUUUUUGAUCUGCAUUUGGGUCCAGUAUUCACUCUACACCAGGGGUAGGCAAAUCCAGGCCUCGAGUGCCGGUGUCCUGGAGGUUUUAGAUGCGUCCAUGAUCCAUCACAGCUGAUUUAAAGGGCUAAAUGACUCCUCAGCAUGUCU
Haplochromis burtoni (Burton's mouthbrooder) is the source of this 3218-nucleotide messenger RNA. Its product is annotated as E3 ubiquitin-protein ligase TRIM35-like. Gene Ontology annotation, biological process: protein ubiquitination. Gene Ontology annotation, molecular function: ubiquitin-protein transferase activity; zinc ion binding; protein binding. The transcript has a single exon. The record is from RefSeq and is a predicted model, not a curated record. The coding region runs from base 610 to 2040 and encodes 476 amino acids. NCBI's taxonomy places the organism in Eukaryota, Metazoa, Chordata, Actinopteri, Cichliformes, Cichlidae.